Molecule: messenger RNA, 1227 nt
Organism: Ipomoea nil (Japanese morning glory)
Lineage: Eukaryota; Viridiplantae; Streptophyta; Magnoliopsida; Solanales; Convolvulaceae
Product: RING-H2 finger protein ATL16-like
Exons: 2
Coding region: 149-1108 (319 amino acids)
Biological process (GO): protein ubiquitination
Molecular function (GO): transferase activity
Source: RefSeq, a predicted model, not a curated record
UCAAGCCGCACUUAAAAACCCACAUAUACACGUAUUUAUGAACUCCACGCAACAAUGAUCCAUGAACAUUGCUUAAAAUUAUAAUGAAUGUUGCGCACAAUUGUAAUAACUCCCCAAUAAUACAUAGAGGCUCGGCUCAGUUCAUCUCAUGGGUGAUCUUAGCCAAGAACCACAACUCGUUUCACCGGCGGCGGCGGCGGCUCCUCCUCCUCCUCCCACUCCAUUCUUCGGCGUUCCAAGGCAUUCUCACGCCGCCAGUUUCCCCAUCACGGCCGUCGCCAUUAUCGGAAUUAUAGCCACCGGCUUCCUGCUACUCAGCUACUACAUCUUUGUGAUCAAGUGCUGUCUCAACUGGCACAGAAUUGAUCUUCUCAGGCGAUUUUCCGUUUCCAGAAGGCGCCGUGUCGUCGACGACCCUUUCUCGGUGUACUCCCCGGCGGGGGAAAUCCGGCGAGGGCUCGACGAAUCCACGAUCCGAUCGAUCCCGGUUUUGCAGUACAAGAAAGGGUCAGACAGCAGGGAAUGCUGCGUUUGUUUAAAUGAAUUUCAAGAAGGUGAAAAGGUGAGAGUUAUACCAAACUGUGGCCACCCUUUCCACAUUGAUUGCAUUGACGUUUGGCUUCAAAACAACCCAAAUUGCCCACUUUGCAGAAACCCAAUUUCUGCACCCAAAGAUCCAUUUUUCUCAGACAGGGAUGAAGACUAUGUUGUCAUUGAAAUUGGGCAGGAUAAUGGUAUAUUUGGUACCUGUAAUAUUAUUCCAGGCGAGCUAUCACCGACUCUAUCCAUUAGCCCAUCUCCCAUCCCGAAAUUUCCAGAAAAAGCGUUGAAAUUACACAGCCAAAGCUUGGGGGAUGAGUGCAUUGAUAUCUGCAGAGAAAAGGACGAGCGGUUUGCAGUUGAGCCCAUUAGGAGAUCUCUGUCAAUGAGCUCCGCCGUGGACCGCCGGCAGCUAGCGAGCCAAAACACCGUUCAGCGGCAAAGGCUCAACCGGGCCGAGGUUAGUAGUAGUGAAGGUAGCAGUAGCAGACCUAAAAAGUUAUGUUUCUCCUUUGGACAUAGAAGGGGAUCAAGAAGCUCUGUUAUACCAGUUCACUUGGAGCCUUGAUGCAUAGUGUAAUUAAUAUAUAUAUAAUUUUUAUAUAGUGGAUCUUAGUAUUUGAUCCUACUUAAUGAGACUAAUUCAAUAGAGUUUGGGUCGGGUCUCAUUUGAACUCGAAAGUUUUC